CAGUGACAGUUGGCGGAGUGAGGAGGUGCACGAGCCAAUUUGGAGAUGCUUGUCAAACCUAGUGGGAGGAUCUUCGUGGCUCUUGGUGUAAUCCUCUUUCUGGGGUGCCCAGGACAAGGAGCUCCACAAAAGGGCCAGUACAUGAGGGUCAGAUGCAAACCUGAUGCCAAUUCUGCCAACUGCGUUGAAGAAAAAGGACCAAGUUUUGUCAUGGCAGACAGGAACGCCAACAACCCACCCAAGGCAGACCCCACGCUAAUGACACUUCGAGACCAUACCAGUACUUUGCCAUUUUCUGAAGAUGAAUAUGGAUCAGGCAAUGAAGUUGAUCCCGAGACAGGGUCGGGCUUUGAGUACGAUACGGAAGAGCCCAGCACGUCUGACUUCGCGAACCAACCAAAUGUGAAUCUGAAGCUUAAGCUAACAAAUGAAGGCUUAGUUCUCCACGAAAACAGACUGUGAUUUCGGUUAUGGCUAGAUGCGAUCUUUCUUUUUACAUGCCAUAAAUUUUGAUAAAAUUUAUACCCUAGCUAGGCCAGGCAAGUACAUUAUAAAAAAAAAUUACAACCAACCAUGCAUGCCUUAAAAUGCUUAGUGCUUUUCUUUGAUAAAAUAUAGUAUUUGCAAGCUUGGGGGGGUGGGGUUAAGAUAUAGAGUAAUCUUCCAAUCAUUUGCAUUUAUCUUCUGAUAUGGAAAAAACAGAAGCAAACAUAGCAGAGCAGUUCAGCUAAAUUCAAAAUAAUAAUGCAGGAAUCAGCCAUACUAAGUAAUGAAAUCCUAGACAAACUCUCUCCAUGUGAGCAUCGUUUUGCUUCGGCUCAUAAAGUAGGAGCAGAUCAAUUCCCAGGACAAAUGAAUGGGAAUGUGCCCCAUCAUUCUGGAAUAUUUUGAGACAUAUUUUUCAUUUGCACAAGAGACCUGCCAGAACUAAUGCAAGAACCUGCUUUAUAUAUGAUCUUUGGAGAUAACAAAGGCUCAGACAAAAAAAUAGGCUUCUUCUGGUCCCCCCCCCCCAUAUAGGGGGUGUUCCAAAUUUUCCCAGCUCUUAACUUUUCCAAUCAACUAGCAUCUUUCUGAAGUCCACUAUUUAAGGUAGCUUUCUAGUCUGGGUGGAUAUGGUACAGUCUAAGUGAUUUUCAAAAACAGGAGCAAAUAAGCAGGUUUUGGGGGUGUUUGCAUUACUUUUAGAAAAGGGAGAAGCAGCAGCUUUUCAAUUUACAAAACAAUUGCCUUCCUUCAAACGUUUCCAAACAUACUGAAGAACCACGCUGUUUUAAAAUGCAUCCAUGCCUUGUUCCAUUUUUGUUACAUUGUAAAUUGCCCUUAUAUUUACCAGUCAGAUAGAUUUCAUUUUUUACUUAUCUUAAAUGCAGACAUAGCGCUUGUUUUGCAACUCUUUUAGCUACUUGUUUUCUUAUACCUGCAAUUACUGAGCUAUCUUUCUAUUAAAAUCUAAUGCAACUAAAGA
Molecule: messenger RNA, 1468 nt
Organism: Python bivittatus (Burmese python)
Lineage: Eukaryota; Metazoa; Chordata; Lepidosauria; Squamata; Pythonidae
Gene: SRGN
Product: serglycin
Source: RefSeq, a predicted model, not a curated record